UAUAAUUUCAUCACAAUUCUCCAUUUUCCCUUCUCUCUCUGAAAUGAACGGCCAACACACAUCCAUUCCGAUCUCCGACGACUCAAAGACGCCACUUCUAGCUGCCGACGACGACCCUCAAUUCCACCGGUCGGGCAGCUUCCGAUCCACGGUGAACUCGAUCUUCACCCUAAAAAACUUGUAUGUCGUUCUCGGGCCGGUUCUAUGCGCUGCCGUGUGCAGCUUCAUGAAGCUGGAGGGGUCGUCCCCCGGGAGCCGGAAUAUGCUGGGGGUGCUGGUGUGGGUGUUCACGUGGUGGCUAACCGAAGCGGUGCCGAUGCCGAUCACGUCGAUGUCACCGCUGUUUCUGUUCCCGCUGUUCGGAAUCGCGGCGGCGGACGAGGUGGCUCAUAAUUAUAUGAAUGAUGUGAUCGCGCUGGUUCUUGGUAGCUUCAUUCUUGCCCUCGCCGUUGAGCAUUACAACAUUCAUAAGAGAUUGGCUCUCAAUGUAACUCUCCUUUUCUGUGGGGAGCCACUGAACCCACCACUUCUUCUUCUGGGUAUCUGCGCCACCACUUUCUUCGUCAGCAUGUGGAUGCACAACGUCGCCACCGCCGUCAUGAUGAUGCCCGUCGCCACCGGAAUCCUCCAGCGUUUUCCGGCGGGACCGUCCCGUUCCGUUGCCCAGACCAAGUUCUGCAAGGCCGUGAUUCUAGGGGUCACUUACGCUACCCCCAUCGGAGGAAUGAGCACUCUCACCGGCACCGGCGUCAAUCUCAUCCUCGUCGGAAUGUGGAAGAGUUACUUUCCGGAUGCCGAUCCUAUUAGCUUCAAUACUUGGAGUUUCUUUGCGCUGCCAAUGGCUCUGUUAAUUUUCUUUGUGUUUUGGGUCGUCUUGUGUUUGAUGUAUUGCCCCAAAGGGUCUGGGCCUGCGCUUUCCACGCAUCUUGAUAAGACACAGCUUAGGAGGGAGCUGAAUGCGUUGGGGCCUAUGGCGUUUGCUGAGAAGACUGUGGUGGCUGUUUUUUCGAUUUUGAUAUUCCUGUGGAUGACGAAGAACAUCACUGAUGACAUUCCUGGUUGGGGAGCUCUGUUUGAUGGCCGUGCUGGUGAUGGAACUGUCAGCGUGAUGAUGGCAACAUUACUAUUCAUAAUCCCAAACCAGAAGCAAGAAGGAGAGAAACUAAUGGACUGGAACAAAUGCAAGAAGCUACCAUGGGGGAUCAUAUUGCUACUAGGAGCAGGCUUCGCCAUAGCAGACGGUGUGAACAAGAGUGGCCUAGCAGACAUAUUAGCCAACGCAUUAAACUUCCUACACAAAGCCCCAUACUUAGCAGUGGCCCCUGCAGUAUGUCUUAUAAGCAGCCUCAUAACAGAGUUAGUGACAUCAAACAACGCCACCACAACACUAGUGAUCCCAAUACUCAUCCAAAUAGCCAACACAAUGCACCUCCACCCACUCUCCCUUAUAAUUCCUGGUGCCAUUGGCGCACAGUUCGCCUUCAUGCUGCCCACAGCAACACCUUCCAACGUGGUUGGCUUCAGCACUGGCUACAUUGACAUACCUGACAUGAUCAAGAUUGGCUUGCCUUUGAAGAUCGUUGGCAUUGCUGCUGUCUCUCUUCUCAUGCCCACACUUGGACGUUUUGUUUUUGAGACAGAUAAACCAAUGUAGUGACUGCCAAAUUUGAAGGUACUUGUUCUUGAAUUUUGAGAUAUCAAUCACAAACAAGCAUAUAUAUAUAUAGAUACACAAAGUAUGGACCUCUGGCUUUAUAGCUAUGUAUAGAGAGGGAAAUGGGAUAGCCAUUGUUAUAUAUUGUAAGGAUAUGGAAAUGUUCACUUGAAUAGUUGCAUUAAGUCACAAUGCAAUCUUGGUUUUUGAAGUUUUGUAUCCAUGUUAUAGAUUGAAAGUGUUCUAUGUAACUUCUUUUCAAGGUUAAUAUAGAUUUUUUUUUUUCCUUGUUA
Cucurbita pepo subsp. pepo (vegetable marrow) is the source of this 1947-nucleotide messenger RNA. It is a transcript of the gene TDT, whose product is annotated as tonoplast dicarboxylate transporter. Gene Ontology annotation, molecular function: transmembrane transporter activity. The record is from RefSeq and is a predicted model, not a curated record. Lineage: Eukaryota; Viridiplantae; Streptophyta; Magnoliopsida; Cucurbitales; Cucurbitaceae. Gene Ontology annotation, cellular component: plasma membrane. Gene Ontology annotation, biological process: transmembrane transport.